Salvia hispanica is the source of this 628-nucleotide messenger RNA. The record is from RefSeq and is a predicted model, not a curated record. Lineage: Eukaryota; Viridiplantae; Streptophyta; Magnoliopsida; Lamiales; Lamiaceae.
GUUUUCUACUUUUCUUCGUCUUCGUUUUCUGACAUUUGGAGCUCACCGUGUGCUAAAAUACGCCGGGUGUUGUUGAGUGAGUGAAGCCCGAAAGCCAGCAAGAAUGAGGCUCCUGACUCAUAACAUGUUGUCAUCGAACAUCAAAGGCGUGACGAACGGAUUCCCCCUUGGGAUUGAGGUGGAGAAAACGGAGGAGAAGGAGGUGGAGAUGAACGCGGACUUCCUCCGGAACAUGUUUGCCAAGGUGGAGUGGAAGGCGCUUGUGGAGGCUGCGAAGACGUUGGGGUAUACUGAGCUACCCGAGAAUGUUGAGCCCUCCAUGCUCGACUCGGAUGAGUUUCUGCGGAGGUUCCACCAUGCCCUCCUCGAGCUCCACCUUGAGGAGGGCGCGUUGGUUUGCCCUGAGACUGGCCGGAAGUUCCCUGUCAACAAAGGGAUCCCGAAUAUGCUGCUUCAUGAAGAUGAGGUUUGAUUGUUGCCUUUAGUCGAAUGUGUGCCCUUGUGCGGCCGUGUUUAGGGUUAUAUAUCUGUGGAUGUUAGGAUCUAAGGGGAUGUAGAAUUGUAGAAACAUGACAUGUGGCUUGAAUGGUUUUGUGCUUGUUGAGAAAUUUUAAAUGAGUUUUUGUUA